Messenger RNA from Chelonia mydas (Green sea turtle), 11440 nucleotides. It is a transcript of the gene DICER1, whose product is annotated as dicer 1, ribonuclease III. The transcript is spliced from 31 exons. Gene Ontology annotation, biological process: pre-miRNA processing; apoptotic DNA fragmentation; siRNA processing. Gene Ontology annotation, cellular component: cytoplasm; nucleus; RISC complex. Lineage: Eukaryota; Metazoa; Chordata; Testudines; Cheloniidae. The coding region runs from base 726 to 6491 and encodes 1921 amino acids. Gene Ontology annotation, molecular function: ribonuclease III activity; deoxyribonuclease I activity; ATP binding. The record is from RefSeq and is a predicted model, not a curated record.
AGUACGCUGCCUGCGUUGGGCGGGCCUAUUGUUGUGGGCGGAGAGCUCGGGCGGUGCUCUAUUUGCGUAGGACCAGCCUCGCAGGGGGAAGGGAGGGCAGGAGGCUGUCCCGGGCCCAGGUGAAUGGAGGAACCUGACAGCUGGGGGGAGUGAGGCGGCGGCGGCGGGGAAAUGGCGGCGGGAGCAGCACAAUGAGACGCGGCCUGUAGCCUGGAAGCUCUGGGCUGGGUCCAGUCCGGCAGGUUACCUAGGGUGAAACAAAAUUACAGGCUUGGAAACUCUGGAAAAGCUCUGUAGCAGCAUUAGAGAGCAGAAGCUUGCAAAUGAUGCAAUUAAUGUACAAACUGAUAUCAUGAUGUCAAAAUGCAGUUCAAAGAACACAAACACAGAUCUCAGAAAUUAAAACGCAGGUCAGGAAGAAUCCGUCAGGAACUCCAGCUGUUGACAAUACUACAUGGGUUAUAGAGGAAGCUCUUCAGAGGCAGUUGACUGAGAAGAAGGAACGGAGAGGGUGUGUGGCAGGCAGCACCCCGUGUACCAGCAUAUGAGCAUGCGGCUCCAGAGGGCACUAGAGCCAGCCUGAUACCACCGAAGGAAAAAAUCUCCGGCAACGGUGCACACCCCUAACAUGGAAUGUGAGCAACACAUCUUGAAGAACAACAGUUACGGAAGUAAGCUGUGCUGGAACAAAAAUGCAAUGAAAGAAACACUGGAUGAAUGAAUGAAUGAAAAGCCCUGCUUUGCAAUCCCUCAGCAUGGCAGGACUGCAGCUUAUGACCCCUGCUUCCUCACCAAUGGGUCCUUUUUUUGGACUGCCAUGGCAACAAGAAGCAAUUCAUGAUAACAUUUACACGCCAAGAAAAUAUCAGGUUGAACUGCUUGAAGCAGCUUUGGAUCAUAAUACGAUAGUCUGUUUAAACACUGGCUCAGGGAAGACUUUUAUUGCAGUACUACUUGCUAAAGAGCUGUCCUAUCAGAUCAGGGGAGACUUCAACAAAAAUGGAAAGAGAACAGUUUUCUUGGUCAACUCAGCAAAUCAAGUUGCUCAGCAAGUGUCAGCUGUCAGGACCCAUUCAGAUCUGAAGGUGGGGGAGUAUUCAAUUUUAGAAAUAAUUGAAUCAUGGACAAAGGAGAAGUGGAAUCAAGAAUUUGCUAAACAUGAGGUUCUGGUUAUGACAUGUCACGUCAUUUUGAAUGUUUUAAAAAAUGAAUACUUAUCCCUGUCAAACAUUAAUCUUCUGGUGUUUGAUGAGUGCCAUCUUGCAAUCCAGGACCAUCCGUAUCAAGAAAUUAUGAAGAUCUGUGAGAACUGUCCAUCCUGUCCUCGAAUCCUGGGAUUAACAGCUUCCAUUUUAAAUGGGAAAUGCGAUCCUGCUGAGUUAGAGGAGAAGAUUCAGAAACUGGAGAAAAUCCUAAAGAGCAAUGCUGAAACUGCAACUGAUUUGGUGGUCUUAGAUAGAUAUACUUCUCAGCCAUGUGAGAUUGUGGUAGAUUGUGGACCAUAUACCGACAAAAGCGGGCUGUAUGAAAGAUUGUUAAAAGAAUUGGAUGAAGCACUUAACUUUCUAAAUGACUGCAACAUAUCUGUACAUUCAAAAGAAAGAGACUCUACGUUAAUUUCUAAACAGAUACUGUCAGACUGUCGAGCUGUGUUGGUUGUUCUGGGACCCUGGUGUGCAGAUAAGGUAGCUGGAAUGAUGGUGAGAGAGCUACAGAAGUACAUCAAACAUGAGCAAGAGGAGCUGCACAGGAAAUUUUUAUUGUUUACAGACACUUUCCUAAGGAAAAUACAUGCACUGUGUGAAGAGCACUUCUCACCUGCCUCACUUGAUCUGAAAUUUGUAACCCCGAAAGUAAUAAAACUGCUUGAAAUCUUGCGCAAAUAUAAACCAUAUGAGCGGCAGCAGUUUGAAAGUGUUGAGUGGUAUAAUAAUAGGAAUCAGGAUAAUUAUGUGUCUUGGAGUGAUUCUGAAGAUGAUGAUGAGGAUGAAGAAAUUGAGGAGAAAGAGAAGCCAGAGACAAAUUUCCCUUCUCCCUUUACUAAUAUUUUAUGUGGAAUUAUUUUUGUGGAAAGGAGAUACACAGCAGUCGUCCUAAACAGGUUGAUAAAGGAAGCUGGAAAACAGGAUCCAGAACUGGCUUACAUCAGUAGCAAUUUUAUAACUGGACAUGGCAUUGGAAAGAAUCAGCCUCGUAACAAACAGAUGGAAGUGGAAUUCAGAAAACAAGAAGAGGUACUUAGAAAAUUUCGAGCACAUGAGACCAACUUACUUAUUGCUACUAGUAUUGUUGAAGAGGGUGUUGACAUACCAAAAUGCAAUUUGGUGGUUCGUUUUGAUUUGCCCACAGAAUACCGUUCCUAUGUGCAGUCCAAAGGAAGAGCCAGGGCACCAAUCUCAAAUUACAUCAUGUUAGCAGACACAGACAAAAUCAAAAGUUUUGAAGAAGAUCUUAAAACCUACAAAGCAAUUGAGAAGAUCCUCAGAAACAAAUGCUCAAAGUCCGUUGAUACUAGUGAAACUGAAACUGAAUCCAUCGUGGAUGAUGAUGAUAUCUUUCCACCCUAUGUGUUGAGGCCAGAUGAUAGCAGUCCAAGAGUUACAAUUAACACUGCGAUUGGACACAUCAAUAGGUACUGCGCAAGAUUGCCAAGCGAUCCAUUUACUCAUCUGGCUCCUAAGUGUAAAACCCGAGAACUGCCUGAUACUACAUUUUAUUCAACUCUCUACCUGCCAAUCAACUCACCUCUUCGAGCCUCUAUUGUUGGUCCUCCAAUGAGUUGUGCAAGACUGGCUGAGAGAGUGGUAGCUCUUAUUUGCUGUGAAAAACUUCACAAAAUUGGUGAACUGGAUGACCACUUGAUGCCGGUUGGAAAAGAAACGGUUAAGUAUGAGGAGGAGCUUGAUCUACAUGAUGAAGAAGAAACCAGUGUUCCAGGAAGACCAGGAUCUACAAAACGAAGGCAGUGCUACCCUAAAGCUAUUCCAGAAUGUUUGAGAGAUAGUUACCCCCAACCUGAUCAUCCCUGUUAUCUGUAUGUAAUAGGAAUGGUGUUAACUACCCCUUUGCCUGACGAGCUCAACUUUAGGAGGCGAAAGCUGUAUCCUCCAGAGGAUACAACAAGAUGCUUUGGAAUACUGACAGCCAAACCUAUACCUCAGAUUCCUCACUUUCCUGUGUACACACGUUCUGGAGAGGUUACUAUAUCUAUUGAGCUAAAGAAGUCUGGUUUUAUGUUGUCUUUACAAAUGCUUGAGCUGAUCACAAGACUUCACCAGUACAUUUUCUCUCACAUUCUUCGGCUUGAGAAACCUGCACUAGAGUUCAGACCUACAGAAGCUGAUUCAGCCUAUUGUGUUCUACCUCUUAAUGUUGUUGAUGACUCCAGCACUUUGGACAUUGACUUUAAGUUUAUGGAAGAUAUUGAAAAAUCUGAAGCACGUACAGGCAUUCCCAGUACAAAGUACACAAAAGAAACUCCAUUUAUUUUCAAAUUAGAAGAUUACCAGGAUGCAGUUAUCAUUCCAAGGUAUCGAAAUUUUGAUCAGCCUCAUCGAUUCUAUGUAGCUGAUGUAUACACUGAUCUUACUCCACUGAGUAAAUUUCCUUCCCCUGAAUAUGAAACUUUUGCUGAAUAUUAUAAAACAAAGUAUAAUCUUGACCUGACCAAUCUCAACCAGCCACUGCUGGAUGUGGACCACACAUCUUCAAGACUUAAUCUUUUGACUCCUCGCCAUUUGAAUCAGAAGGGGAAAGCUCUUCCACUAAGCAGUGCUGAGAAGAGGAAAGCUAAGUGGGAAAGUCUGCAAAAUAAGCAGAUAUUGGUUCCGGAGCUCUGUGCUAUACAUCCUAUUCCAGCAUCGCUGUGGAGAAAAGCAGUUUGUCUCCCUAGCAUACUUUAUCGUCUGCACUGCCUGUUGACAGCUGAGGAACUGAGAGCCCAAACAGCCACUGAUGCUGGUGUAGGGGUUAAAUCACUUCCUGCAGACUUCAGAUAUCCUAACCUGGACUUCGGGUGGAAAAAGUCCAUUGACAGCAAAUCCUUCAUCUCUAUUCCUAGCUCCACUUUAGCAGAGAAUGAAAAUUACUGUAAGCACAGCACAAUUGUAGUCCCUGAAAAUGCUGCACAUCAAGGUGCUACAAGAGCCUCCUCUGCAGAAAAUCAUGACCAAAUGUCUGUGAACUACAUAACAUUGCUCAAUGAGUCACCCAGUAAACUCCAAAUUGAUGUAUCGGUAGAACUUGCAGCAAUUAAUGGUGUUUCUUAUAAUAAAAAUCUUGCCAAUGGCAAUUGUGAUUUAGUUAACAGAGACUUUUGCCAAGGAAAUCAACUGAAUUACUGCAGGCAGGAAAUACCUGUACAACCAACUACCUCAUAUCCCAUUCAGAAUUUAUACAACAGUGAGAACCAGCCCAAGCCCAGCAAUGAAUGUACUCUACUGAGUAAUAAAUACCGUGAUGGAAAUGUUAACAGAUCUACCUCAGAUGGAAGCCCCAAAAUGGCAGUGACCACCAGUACUUCAGAAGCUCUUAAUUUUUCAAAAGACAGAAUGGAUUCUGAAAAGAACUGUUCAAGUGGAUACUCCUCAAAAACUCUUGGCCCAAACCCUGGUCUCAUUCUUCAGGCUUUGACGCUUUCAAAUGCUAGUGAUGGAUUUAAUCUAGAGCGGCUCGAAAUGCUUGGUGAUUCAUUUUUAAAGCAUGCCAUCACUACAUAUUUGUUUUGCACUUACCCAGAUGCUCAUGAGGGACGCCUGUCAUAUAUGAGAAGUAAAAAAGUCAGCAAUUGUAACUUGUAUCGUCUUGGGAAGAAGAAAGGGCUGCCUAGUCGUAUGGUGGUAUCUAUUUUUGAUCCACCUGUCAAUUGGCUCCCUCCUGGUUACAUAGUAAACCAAGACAAGAGUAACGCAGACAAAUGGGAGAAAGAUGAAAUGACAAAAGAAAGCUUGUUAGCUAAUGGUAAACUUGAUGAUGAUUAUGAUGAGGAGGAGGAUGAAGACCUAAUGUGGAGGUUACCCAAGGAAGAAGCUGACCUUGAAGAUGAUUUUUUGGAAUAUGAUCAGGAACAUAUCAAAUUCAUUGAUAAUAUGUUAAUGGGAUCUGGGGCUUUUGUGAAGAAAAUUUCUCUCUCACCCUUUUCAACCACUGAUUCCAGCUAUGAAUGGAAAGCACCCAAAAAAUCAUCCCUGGGUAGCAUUCAAUUUUCUUCAGAUUUUGAUGAUUUUGACUACAGUUCUUGGGAUGCUAUGUGCUAUCUGGAUCCUAGCAAGGCUGUCGAAGAAGAUGAUUUUGUAGUAGGCUUCUGGAAUCCGUCAGAAGAAAACUGUGGUGUUGACACAGGGAAACAGUCAAUCUCGUAUGACUUGCAUACGGAGCAGUGUAUUGCCGACAAAAGCAUUGCAGAUUGUGUGGAAGCCUUGCUGGGUUGCUAUCUGACCAGCUGUGGUGAAAGAGCUGCUCAGCUUUUCCUGUGUUCAUUAGGGCUGAAGGUGCUCCCAGUAAUGAAAAAAACUGAGUGGAACAGGACUUCGUGUUCUAGCAGGGAGAAUUUUAGCAGUCAACAGAAAAAUCUUUCACCAAACUGUGCUUCUGCCUCUGUAGCCAAUUCAGAGUGUUCUCUGUGUAAAGAAAUGGAGUAUGGCUGUUUGAAGAUUCCACCAAGGUGUAUGUUUGAUCACCCAGAUGCUGAAAAAACCCUGAAUCACCUGAUAUCUGGUUUUGAAAAUUUUGAGAAGAAAAUUAACUACAAUUUUAAGAAUAAGGCUUAUCUUCUUCAGGCAUUUACUCAUGCCUCCUACCAUUACAAUACCAUUACUGAUUGUUACCAGCGCUUGGAAUUCCUGGGAGAUGCAAUUUUGGACUACCUCAUAACCAAGCACCUUUAUGAAGACCCACGGCAGCACUCUCCAGGAGUUCUAACUGACCUACGAUCCGCUCUAGUCAAUAAUACCAUCUUUGCAUCAUUAGCUGUAAAGUAUGACUACCACAAGUACUUCAAAGCUGUCUCUCCUGAGCUGUUCCAUGUUAUUGAUGACUUUGUACAGUUUCAGAUGGAAAAGAAUGAAAUGCAAGGAAUGGAUUCUGAGCUCAGAAGAUCUGAAGAGGAUGAAGAGAAGGAAGAAGAUAUUGAAGUACCAAAGGCCAUGGGAGAUAUAUUUGAGUCAUUGGCUGGUGCCAUUUAUAUGGAUAGUGGGAUGUCUUUGGAAAUGGUUUGGCAUGUGUACUAUCCUAUGAUGAGGCCAUUAAUAGAAAAGUUUUCUGCAAAUGUGCCUCGUUCCCCAGUGCGGGAGCUGCUGGAGAUGGAACCAGAGACAGCCAAAUUUAGUCCUGCAGAAAGAACUUACGAUGGAAAGGUCAGAGUAACUGUGGAAGUUGUAGGGAAAGGAAAGUUUAAAGGUGUUGGCAGAAGCUAUAGGAUUGCCAAAUCUGCAGCUGCAAGAAGAGCACUACGAAGCCUCAAAGCAAACCAACCUCAGGUCCCAAACAGCUGAGACGCCUCUUAAAAAAAAAAAAAAAAUUAAAAAAAAAAAUUAAAAAUCCUGCAAAAUUUUUUUUUUUAAAGUUGAUGUUGAGAGGAACAAAUUGAAGACAGAAUUUAACGUUUGUUUGAUAACAGAAUAGCUAACAAAACAUUUAACGUGUAAAAUUUUGGAACUAAUUGUAGUUAUAGGUUUUUGCGCAAACACAAUCUUGUCUUCUUUCCUCACUUCUGCUUUGUUUAAUCACAAGAGUGCUUUAAUGAUGACAUUUAGUUAGUGUUCAAAAGAAUUGUUGUCAGGUUUUUUUGGUUUAUUUUUAUUGUCAGUACAGCUUUGCUUAGUGUUAGAAGGACAGGGAUCUUAUGCCUAAUGCAGAUGCUUGAUUUAUACAUAGUAAUCUUGAAAUUCCUCAAUCUGUGCACUAGUGCCAGUCAUAAAGCAGUUUAUAAACUGUACAGGAUGAUUUGGUAUAAGAGAGAAUAAGUGUGCCAGUAUUGUCAUCCCUUCACCCACCCCCAUCCCCACCUCCCAUGUCAUCUUUGCAUCAAGAUGACAUUCUCAGUCAUUAUUGCACUUAUUUGUUAGGGACAGGUUUUUAUUUGAAAUGGCUGGCAUACUGGCAGAAAUAAAUUUCAACUUCCUGAUGCCACAUAGUCUUGCAUAAAAAGGUUCUUGCCUUAAAAGUAAAUAAACCCUCAUUAAUAAUCUUUAAUUUCUGAUCUUUUUGGAACAAACUUGUUUUACAUUCCCUUCAUUUUUAUUAUGCAUUUUAUGAUGAUACAACUCUAUAUUUACAGUACAACACAUUAGUAUAGCUGUGACUUAACUUAUUAGGAUUAUAAUAGAAAUUGUAUUCAUAUAUGUGUAAUGAGGUUAUUUUUAACAAUUCAGAGGAGGUGGUUCGUCUACAGUUUUUUUUUUUUUUUUAAAUACUACAAACAAAAAAUGGUCUUUGGCUAAAAUUCCAAUUUUACACAAACCUGCAAACUAGAUAGUUCCAAGAGUUGGAAACAAAUAGUAAUGAAGAAUUGCACAGUUCAGGCUGUUGCGCUAACAAAAUAGCCUUAGACAUAUCACACCUAAAAUAUGCUGCAGAUUUUAUAAUCAGUUGGUUACUUAUUUAACAAAUGGAGCACCUUUACACUUAGAAAUAUUUCCACAUAAAUUUCUUACUGUGCUUUUCACAGAGUUGCAUGCAUAUUUCACUUACCAAAGCUGUGCUGUUAAAUGCCAUGAAAGCUGAUGUUUGAGAUAAACUGCCGUACUUUUGAUAAAUCUGUGAUUUAGGUCCUUAAUUUGGAGAAACUAGCUCAUUGUAGUUUGUUUAUUGGAAAAAAAUCAUACAUUUUUAGGCUUUGCCUAAAUCAUACAUGUUUCUUUAAUUAGAUUUUUGUAGGCACUCUUCACUUAAAUACCUCAGUUCUGUUCUGUUCUUUUCUUUUUUGCAUGCAUUGUUUUUUUGUUUUGUUUUUGUUUUGGUGCUAUGUUUAUAUAUUAUGCUUGAAAUUUUAAUUUUUUGCACUGUAACUAUAAUACCUCUUAAUUUACCUUUUUUUAAAAAAAAAGCUGUGGGUCAGUCUUGCACUCCCACCAAUAUCAGCAGAGAUUUGCUGCAAUUUUGCCCUGUUAAUUAUGCUUGAAGUUUGAGAAAGCUGAGCAAGGUGUUUUAAUGAUUUCCAGCACAUUGGUCUGAACUUGGUGCUGUUUUAUGUGUUAAAAUUACAAAUAAAUACUGUAUUUCCUGCUUUGAAAACCCCACUCCCUUCCAUACACUUUCACUAAACAAACAACAACAAAAAACCAAACCCUGUCAGCUCUAGCUUUCUAGAAAAUAGAAAAAGAAAACAAAAGCCUUAGUGCAGGGGAUGGACAUUAAGCUUCUCUGAAAUACAGAAUUUUGUAAUUAGAUUUUCUAUCUAAAGUUUUUUUUUAAUAUUAAAAUUAUAAUAAUUCUUACAAAAAUCUGGAAACAAAUUCCUGGUAUUGAUAGUAUAAUAAUACAAGUGCUAUGUUUUUAAAACAAAAUAACAUUACUGUUUUUGUUCUUCAAUCAUUAUGAGAGCAAAAGAGUAUCAUGGGACGUUUAAAACCUGCAAGUCUUAAAAUAUAUUUAAAUUAAACUUGUUUUAUACAAAAGGAAAAAAAAAACUUUGUAGGAGUAAAUUGGUAUGAACCACCACACAAUUAAAAAUUUAUUGAUAACCAUUUCUUUCAGCCAGGAGUCAGAAUUUUACAGCACACCAACGGAAAGUGCAUUAUCACUAAUGUGAAAAUUCCAUGGCACCUGGCCCAAGGGUCAAUUUUUAAGAUAAGUCAUACCAUCCCUAAGGGUUAAAAAGAAUAAAAGUUAAUUAUAUUACAAUGAAUAGUAUAAAAUAAAAAUGGUGGGGUCAUCUGCGAACACUUUAAGAAAUAGGUUUCUUUCUUGGACAUCUGAAGGUCAUGGUUUCUUACGGUUUUGAGGUAAAUCUGUUAGCAGUAAAAAAUGAUAUGGAAAAAUCAAACUUUUGCUACCAAGUGUUUGAUGUAAAGAAAACAAACAAACCGAAUGUGGUAUUAUGCUCUGUAUUUCAGCAGUGGUCAAUGAUCCCCUUGUUACUAGAUAAAGCCUAUGAAUUGGAAAUAAGAAAUGUGUAAAAAGAAAAGGAGUACUUGUGGCACCUUAGAGACUAACAAAUUUAUUUGAGCAUAAGCUUUCGUGAGCUACAGCUCACUUCAUCGGAUGUUGUAGCUCACGAAAGCUUAUGCUCAAAUAUAUUGGUUAGUCUCUAAGGUGCCACAAGUACUCCUUUUCUUUUUGCGAAUACAGACUAACACGGCUGCUACUCUGAAAGAAAUGUGCAGUGGCUGACUAUAGUUUCUGCUGCUGAUGUUUUUUAAAUGCCGUAACUCUUUUCCAGUGUGACCUCACUGAAAUGUUUCAUAUCCUUUGGGAUAGAAAAAUCAUCUUAGUUUCCAUGCUGUACAACUAUGUGUUUCACUCUUCAGUUGAUAUGAUUUGGAUAUUGGAUAGUGUAUGCUAUUAAUGACCUAAAUCUGAUAAUUUGAAGGUUGGGAUAGAAAUCACUUGGCAAUGCUGUAAGCACAAGUGUAAGUGGACUGUUGCAACCCAUCUUCAAAAGCAACCACACAAACUCCUCAGAAAUAGUGUGGGGGUUAGUUGGCAUGAACCUUGUUUUUGAUCUUCUUAGUUCUAUUAUACUGUACUUUAAACAGUCCUCCUAACUAUGCUGCGUUUUUAUUUUUAUUGCUUUUUUUUGCGCUGUUCUAUUCAUGUAGCACAAAUAAGCAUUGCACUUGGUACCAUGCUUUACCUCAUUUCAAGGGAAAAAAUAUGCUUAACAGAGAGGAAAAAUGUGGUUUGGCCUUGCUGCUGUUUUGAUUUACUGAAUUUGAAAAAGAUAAUUAUAAUGCCUGCAAUGUGUCAUUUACUUGUACAACUUAUAUAGGUCAUUUUUAAUGUCUGUGGCAUUUUUACUGGGUAUGAAAAUACAACAAAGACAUGUUAUGAAAAUCUUGAUUGUAUUUUAAAGCUAUUGUUUUUUAUUACAUCAUUUUUACUGUUAUGUGAAGUAAUUAAAAUUAGAAUGACCUCUGACACUCCAGUAUUUAUCUCUGAACAAACCAACAUGCUGUGCGUAUAGUGUAGUUUUUACAAGAAGAGAGCCCAUAGCAAUUUGGUCAACUAAAUCUCCCCUUUUUCUGGAUAUGGAGGGAUCUGUAGUGACUUCUGAAGUGUUUAUUCAGCUUGGUGCUGGUAACAUUGAUAUCAAAAGGCCUACUAUUUUUCAGUCUCAUUACAUGAAGCUAUGCUGUGACCACAGAGUACUGAAUUUAACAAGAAUUCAAGCCAAUCUGAGUACCAGUUCAGAGUAUAAUGCAAAGUCUAGUAGACACAUGGACAGAUCCUUAGUUGGCGCAAAUUGGCAUGGCACCAUUGAGGUUUAGUCAUUUCAGUUUACAUCAGCUGAGGAUAUGCCAUUAAUUGUUGGUUUCUGAGUUUGGGUUUCUGUCCUUGUGUUUAAAAAUAGUAGUCAUCAGGAAAUGUGUGUGCUUAUGUGUAUGACAUAUGUACUGUAGACACACCUAUUUAUAUGGAAAAUACAAGAGGCUUUGAAUCACAAUCUUGGCAGCACUUAUGAAGCUGAAGACCACAAAUUCCUAAGUAAUUUGCUGUGAUGUUACACUUGUCCAUAUUUGGCCACAUCCCAUUCACCUUUUCCCCCCCACAUGAACAGUCUCUUUGAAAAUCAGUGGAUCUAUUGUGAGUCCAAUGAGAAGGAUUUUGACCUGUGGUACUUGAUUAUUGGCACAUUUGUAUUUUUCAACCACUUUAAUUUUCAAGAAGUUAAAAUGGAUUUAUCUUUGUUUUACACAUUAAGUUUAAGAACAUAAAACUAUAAUUUACGGCCCUGAAAUAUAAUCUAAAUAUCAACUGUAGCUCCAUUAGAAUUAUGUUGGCAAAUAUUAGUAGAGGUCAUUGUUGUAUACUCCACUAGCAGUUAAAAUUAACUUCUUUCAAAAGUAACUUUAUAAAUAUAUAUACACUUUACCCAAUAAAUCCUUUAGAUCUCUUCCCCCUUCUAAUUUGAUAGCAACCACAGACUACUUAAAUUGCUUCGUAGAUGCACUCAAAAUGCACUGCAGCCGCAAGUUAGGUAGAAAAACAACAAAUGUUUGUGAACAAGAACUGGGAAUUGCAGGUGUUUUUAUUGUAUAUAGUUUGACAUAAAAGAUGGUUAAAAUCAAGUAGAAUGAAUAACAAAUAAAAUUUGAUGAACAAUAAAAUAUUUACCAUCACAUGCUGCAGCUGUCUUUAAGGGACAUAAAAUGUAAUUCAUUCAUACUGUAAUCAUGCUGCAGAAAUUUGCAGCCUGCACCUUAUGGAUCACAAUUACCUUUAAUAGUUUUUUGUAACAAUUGUAGCUGAGUAUAUCUCCAAUAAAGUUAUGGUCUGUUCA